AGUUCUUAUCUUCUCCUUCCAUACAUCAAGACUCCUUACCAGUGAAAGGCUCAGUGGAAGUUUAAUAUAGUGGUACAUUGGUAGUACGCAUAGCCUUAUGUCCUUACUGCUGAGUCCCUGCUUUAAUCGUAAUGACCCAAUUUAGGCAGUUUAACCUUAAAUAUUCACAAAUAUCUCUUAAGGAAGCUUCCCUUGAACUCCUCAAUGUAUAGCAGAUUGCUUGAAAAAAAAAUGGAUCUUAGUAACGUGGACCUGGAAGAGUUCUGACAAAGGAGAGCGAGUGACAUGGAUGUGUGAUUGACAGAAUCCCAAGACCAAAGAACCAUGGCAUUGAUGGGGAUAGAGAUCAUAGCUAUAACGUUUCUGCUUCAUGGCAUGCCAAGUAUCCUAAAAGGCACAAGAGUGGCAGGUAAUGUUUUUGAUGUGUGUACGACGUGUCACCCCAACGCCACCUGCGAUAAGAAGACUGAUGGAAGUGGAGGCUUUGCCUGUAACUGCGUAUAUGGCUUCGUAGGGAAUGGAAGAACCCAUUGUGAAGAUAAGGAUGAAUGCCAGAUUGGUGCAAACGCCAUCUGCGGGGAUCACACAGUCUGCCAUAACACCCACGGAAGCUUCUACUGCACAUGUCUCUCAGGAUAUGCCCCGACCAACAACAAGGCCAUUUUCAUUCCAAACGAUGGUACAUAUUGUCAAGAUGUUGACGAAUGUCAGUUUCAAGGCAUAUGUGGUGAGGGUGGUCUGUGCCGAAACACAGACGGAGAUUUCGAGUGUGAAUGCCAGGUCGGGUACCGUGUGCAGGGUGGAACCCUUCCGUUUCACCCUGUCAGAGAAAAGGCCUUCUGCAAAGCUGUUGACUGUGGACUUCCACCUUCAGUCCAACAUGCCGUUCAACUCUCACCCCUUCACACUCGUUAUGGGAGUGUAAUUAGCUAUGGCUGUCAGAAGGGCUUCCUGUGGAGAGAAGGGGACAACUCAUCAGUUUGCGCACCAGAGGGGAAGUGGAGAGGCCCAAGUCUUAUUUGUGAGGAGGUCCACUGUGGUGAGCCCCCUGCCUUUCCACACUCUAGUUUUGUCUGGGAUAGAAACACCAGGAUGGGGGCCGAGGUGCGUUAUGAGUGUGAGGGGGGCUUUCGUCACGUAGGACCAGCGAGCGUCGCGGUUUGCACAGCUGGUGGGCUCUGGAGCCGCCCCAGUCUACAGUGUGAAGAAAUAGUAUGUGGCAAGCCUCCGGUUGUCCCUAAUUCACAAAUGUUGUGGAAUAGACACACUAGUGUUGGCACUAACGUGUUUUAUGAAUGUGAGGAGGGAUAUCACAAAGUGGGUACUGGCAACAUAUCAGUUUGUACUGAAAACGGAUUGUGGAGUGAAGUUUCAUUCAUAUGUAAAGUGGUGACUUGUGGAGAUCCACCUCUGCUGCCACAUGCUGGACAGGUGUGGAAUGGCAGCAUAACGGUUGGCAGCACUGUUAUGUAUUACUGUAAUGGUGGCUUUUAUUAUGUGACGGGAACAAAUAUUUCUGAAUGUUCUGCUGACGGUUAUUGGACAAAACCAACAGUGACUUGUGAAGAGAUUGACUGUGGUGUUCCCACUGUCUGGCCACACUCUUGUAUGUUGUGGACUAAAGCCAGCCAGAUGGGAGCCAAAGUGUUUUAUGAGUGUGAUGUUGGAUACUAUAAUGCAGGACCUGAAAAUGUCUCAGUUUGUACGGUUGAUGGUGUAUGGAGUCCCCCUAAUGUAGUUUGCCAAGAGAUAUCAUGUGGAAAUCCUCCUGCUAUCCCUAACUCAAAGACAGUAUGGGACCAAAACUCUACAUUUGGCGGUAAAGCCUUUUAUGAGUGUGAAGUUGGAUACCACAACGUGGGACAUGGAAAUGUCUCAGUGUGCAUCAUAAACGGACUGUGGCAGGAAGCAUCUGUGAUAUGUCAAGAAAUCAGUUGUGGUCCACCUCCUGUCAUACAACAUACUAACAUGCAAUGGGACAACACAAGUGGACUGGGGAGUGUGGUUCAAUAUACAUGUAAAGAUGGCUAUAACCAGGAAGGGCUGCGAAGCUUUUCUACUUGUACAUCCAGUGGAGAGUGGGAUAUUGCCUCAGUAACAUGCAAAGAGAUUGACUGUGGUGCUCCCACGGCCUGGCCACACUCUCGUAUGUUGUGGACUAAAGCCAGCCAGAUGGGAGCCAAAGUGUUUUAUGAGUGUGAUGUUGGAUACUAUAAUGCAGGACCUGAAAAUAUCUCAGUUUGUACGGUUGAUGGUGUAUGGAGUCCCCCUAAUGUAGUUUGCACAGCGAGAUGUGGCCAUGUACCUGAGAUAGCCAACGCAGAGCUGGUGUGGGAUAAUGAGAGUACGGCCAUUCAUCGCUGUGUGGAUGGAUACUACAGCCAGAGCGGAAUCAACAUGUCCAUGUGUGGGGCAGACGGGAGGUGGCAGGCUGCAACAAUGCAGUGCAGAGAAAUUAGGCAUGGAAUCAGUCACUUAGAAGUGUUCAAUGAAAGAUGUCUACGCUGGGUCUCUGAUGGCAAAAAGGAGGAUUACAAAGUUGUACUUGUUGGCCGUAGAGACUAUCAAAAGUCAUUUGUUGAUACAAGGAGGAAUGCCUUCAACUCUACAGAUUUCAGGCCUCAGGUCUGCUUGAAACUGCUGCCGGCUACAAACUACACCAUCAGCAUCACUGCUGUGUUAGCCAGCUCCUCCAUCAACAUCACAACCAACACCACCAUCCAAGCUGCCCCAGUCCCAGAGGUAAUGUUUAGGGACGUUGAGGGACCAGUGCCAACUCUUUGGUUGCAUAGGUCUGUCCACACCCUGGACCCAAUCUGCCUGUAUGAGGUGUUUGUGCUACCAGUAGAGGGCACUCUGGUGUUUGACUGCAACUCCCCCAGAAGUCCACAUUUCCCCAAAGACAGCAGUUGCCAUGGUGAAUAUGUAGCAGCCCAGAUCCAAGUCAGAGAUGUUGGGAAAGAGCUGAACUUCACUGUUGGGGAUGAACAACACUAUGGGGGUUUUUAUAAUGCUCCUUUGGAGAAUGGAAAAGAUUACUACAUCAUAUUGAGGACUGUGUGCCAGUGGGGACAGAACAGUAAACACUCAUGUGUCAUAUGGGCAAAGGCAAGAGGGACAUCAUACAGGAUGAGAAUGUCAGCUGUUGUGGCUGCUGGAACCAUUGCAGUCAUUGGCUGUGUUGUUCUAAUAGGAUUUUUUUAUACCGGAUAUGUCAAGAAUUGAUAGCCAAUACCCUGAAUUAAGACCUCAUGUUUUACAUUGAUGUCCAUUUUAAAAGUUUGUAAAUGCAUUUUUAAAUAAAAUUACAAUAAAAAAUCAAA
This is a messenger RNA of Clupea harengus (Atlantic herring), 3323 nucleotides long. It is a transcript of the gene susd1, whose product is annotated as sushi domain containing 1. The record is from RefSeq and is a predicted model, not a curated record. NCBI's taxonomy places the organism in Eukaryota, Metazoa, Chordata, Actinopteri, Clupeiformes, Clupeidae. Gene Ontology annotation, molecular function: calcium ion binding.